AUGCGAAACUGUACUGAUGGCUGUAUCUCAGGAUACUGGGGAAGUACAUGCAGUUUCGAAUGCCCUGUUGAUUGUCUACAGUGUUUAGAUAAUACAUGCACAAAAUGUAGAGCGUUUUUUUACGGAUCAUCUUGUGGUUCCAACUGCAGAGAAACAUGUCCCACUGAAGGUUGCCAUAUGGAUGGUACUUGCAGAGAUGAUCAUCAAUCAGUUGCCUGCGCUAAUGGAAACUUUGGGCCGAAAUGCCAGUUUGGCUGCAACGAGAACUGUGCCUUUCGUGCUUGUAAUCGUUCCUCUGGUGUCUGUCUGCACGGGUGUGAAAAAGGCCACUUUGGAUCAAGAUGUGAAUUCCGAUGUACCACUAACUGUAAAGGAGCACUGUGUGAUGCCCAAGGCAGGUGUCUAGCUGGCUGUACAUCGGGCUACUAUGGGCAAGACUGUGAUGAGCAGUGCAGUGACGAAUGUCGUCAACGUGUAUGUGAUCUGAAAACAGGUUACUGUAUCAACGGCUGCAACGAUGGACACUACGGCUUUCUCUGCAACAGGUCGUGUGUAGGGGAUUGUUCUGUCUGUAACCGGGAGAACGGACUAUGCCUCGUAGAUGAAGUACAACCAGAACCGACGCUGGAUACAAAGGACGGGGACGUCCAGAUGACACCGUCAGUGAACUAUGUCAUAGGAUUUGUGGUGUUGCUGCUGGUUUCUGGAACAGCAGCUUUCCUCAUUAGAAGGUCAUGUACGUCAUCGUCCAUCAGGACCAACAGGUUCUUGCUAAGUCUCCAAGGCUGA
Messenger RNA from Haliotis rubra (blacklip abalone), 789 nucleotides. RefSeq names its product scavenger receptor class F member 2-like. Bases 1 to 789 code for a protein of 262 amino acids. The transcript is spliced from 4 exons. The record is from RefSeq and is a predicted model, not a curated record. NCBI's taxonomy places the organism in Eukaryota, Metazoa, Mollusca, Gastropoda, Lepetellida, Haliotidae.